AUGCGUCUCUCAACGGUGUUGUUGGCUGCCGCCAGCCUCGUCUCCACCGUCCAGGGGCAUUGGCUUGGAAAUAUUCCUCAUCGGGGGUUUGCGCCCUUCGCUGGCCAAGCGAACUAUCCCGUCUUCCGCAAUGUCAAGGACUACGGCGCAAGGGGUGAUGGCGUUACGGACGAUACCGCGGCCAUUAACGCGGCUAUCAACGCUGGUAACCCCUGCAAUAGGGGCUGCACAUCGACGACUAUGACUCCCGCGGUUGUCUAUUUCCCUGCUGGCACAUAUCUGAUCUCCUCGUCCAUCCUACCGGCCUACUUCACCCAGUUGGUCGGCGACGCUUCGUCGCCGCCAACACUCAAGGCAACAGCAAACUUUGCCGGCUUUGGCCUCAUUGACGGAAAUCCCUACUAUACUCCGGUGCUCAACUGGAAAUCUGUCAACGUCUUCUUCCGCUCGAUUCGCAAUUUUGUCCUCGACACCACGGCCAUCCCCCCGGCGACCGCCGCAACGGGAAUCCAUUGGCCCACUGCCCAGGCCACCAGUCUCCAGAACAUCGUGUUCAACAUGCCUGCUACAGCCGACGUCGUGCAUGUUGGGCUUUUCAUCGAGGAAGGUAGCGGUGGGCUCCUCGUCGACCUUACAUUCAAUGGCGGUGCCACAGGCGCUAGCAUGGGUAACCAGCAAUUUACCGCACGAAACCUGAAGUUCAACAACUGCAAGACUGCCAUCAUUCAAAUCUGGAAUUGGGGUUGGACCUACCAUGGGCUGUCUAUCAACAACUGCCGAGUUGGUAUUGAUAUCUCUGCCGGGGGCUCAAACAACAAACUCGACGUUGGUUCCAUCACCGUCUUUGACAGCUCUUUCACCAAUGUGCCAGUUGGCAUCCUCACUGCUUGGACCCCGAAUACCAACCCGGACACCGCCGGCAGCCUGGUGAUGGAGAACAUUGCGCUCAGCAAUGUCCCCGUGGCAGUGCAAGGGCCCGGCAGCAGCACACUACUUGCUGGCUCGGCCGGGUCGAUGACCAUUGCGGCGUGGGCCAACGGCCACAACUAUGCUCCCAACAGCGCCCGCGAGUUCAGCGGCCCCAUCACGCCCAACCCUCGCCCGGCGACUCUGCUCUCGAACGGCCGGUAUUACACGCGCUCCAAGCCUCAAUACGAGAACCUUCCUGCAUCCUCCUUCCUCUCGGUCCGCGAGGCGGGAGCCAAGGGCGACGCCGCCACCGACGACACGGCUGCGCUGCAACGCGCCAUUGACACCGCCGUUGCGCAGGGCAAGGUUCUGUUCCUUGACUACGGGCUGUACCGCGUGACCAACACGAUCCGGAUCCCGCCGGGCGCCAAGAUUGUGGGCGAGUCGUUCCCCGUCAUCCUCUCCUCCGGCGCCUUCUUCAACGACAUGAACAACCCCAAGCCCGUCGUUCAGGUUGGAACUACCUCAGGCCAAGCCGGCCAGGUCGAGCUGAGCGAUUUCAUCGUGUCUACCCAAGGUCCCCAAGCCGGUGCCAUCUGCAUACAGUGGAAUCUGGCCACCAGCGGCACUCCCAGCGGGAUGUGGGAUGUUCAUGUUCGCAUUGGCGGUUUCACAGGCACCCAGCAGCAGGUGGCGCAGUGUCUCAAGACGCCGGGCAACCCGACGGUCAAUCCGAACUGCAUCGUUGCUUAUAUGGCGAUGCAUGUUACUCGCCAAGCGAGCAACUUGUACAUGGAGAACGUGUGGCUGUGGACUGCCGACCAUGAUAUCGACGACGCAGCGAACACGCAGAUCACCAUCUACACCGGUCGGGGGAUUUAUAUCGAGUCAGAAAACGGCCCAUUCUGGCUCUGGGGCACCGGCUCGGAACACCAUGUACUCUACCAAUACCAGCUGGCCAACACGAAGAACAUCUUCAUGGGCCAGAUCCAGACCGAGACGCCCUAUUUCCAGCCCACACCCAACGCCCUGGUCCCCUUCCGCCCAGUUGCCUCCAUCAACGACCCCGACUUCACGGCUUCGUGUGCUGGCGUGCAGGGCAACUGCGCAGCUGCGUGGGGUCUCCGCGUUAUCAACUCGCGCGACAUUCUUGUUUACGGCGCCGGGCUCUAUUCGUUCUUUGACAACUACAGCACGGCAUGCUCGACGUUUAGCGCUGGGCAGACGUGCCAGCAGCGGAUCACUUCGAUCGAGGGCUCUGCGACCAACGUGAAUAUCUACAACCUCAACACGAUCGGCACGAGGGAGAUGCUCAAUCGGAACGGAGCGCAGGUGGCGUGGUUUGCCGACAACGUGAACACAUUCGCGUCGAACGUUGCCGUGUACAAGAGCAACUGA
Messenger RNA from Canariomyces notabilis, 2307 nucleotides. Its product is annotated as glycoside hydrolase family 55 protein. Gene Ontology annotation, molecular function: polygalacturonase activity. The coding region runs from base 1 to 2307 and encodes 768 amino acids. Lineage: Eukaryota; Fungi; Ascomycota; Sordariomycetes; Sordariales; Chaetomiaceae. The transcript has 8 exons. The record is from RefSeq and is a predicted model, not a curated record.